This is a messenger RNA of Meloidogyne enterolobii, 1074 nucleotides long. NCBI's taxonomy places the organism in Eukaryota, Metazoa, Nematoda, Chromadorea, Rhabditida, Meloidogynidae. The record is from the annotation of a GenBank genome assembly.
UUUAUGUUCUCUUUUGGCGCCGUUCUACUGCAGAUUUGCCUCGUUUACAUUUACACAGAGCUGCUUUUGCCCUUUUUAAAUAUUCAAUUAAUUUAUUUAAUUUCUUUUGCAAUCUCUUUACUGGACAUUCUUUUAUUUAUUCAUUGCAUUUGGAUUUUCUUUGAGCUUCGACAAAUUCGACCAGUUUAUUGUAUUCAUUUUGUUCGAGAUCCGGACGGUGAAUGGCAUUCCCAUGAGAUUGGCCAAAUGAGUAUUCAAGAAGCGGCUGUCCAAGUUCUUUUGCUUUACCGAGUUCACUUCCCAGUCUACAAUUCUGUUUUGGAACAUACUCGCCGUUCAAAUACUUUUGGUGGGCGUUUUCGUUCAGCUAUGGGUAGACCAGGAUUUAAACUUUAUGAUAUUGAUGGACAAGGAGAUCAAACAACGGCACUUUCUGAAAUGAAUGCAAGAAUUUUAAUGCAGGCUGCUUCCCAACGUCGUAUGGCUGCUCAUAAUGAAUUAUUUCAUGAAGAAUGUGAUUGGGAAAGACGUUUCAAAAAGAGAAAAUGUCGCCUAAUUAGUUGUACCGAGGAAAUUUUUGCCCAAGUUCAAUCUUCUGAAUUUGAAAAUGACAUGAAAAUAGGAGCAGUUGGAAAUCAAAUUGUAGAACCAAUGGAUCCACAAGUAGCUGCAAAAGCUGUUCUUUCCUCUAUAGCAAAACAAUUGAAUCGAUUUUUGCGUUAUACGCGCCAGGAACUCUUUGCCCACGUACAACGUUGUUUGGCUUUUGGUUUCUCGGCUCGUACAUUUCUUCAACGAUUUUUCUCUAAUGCUAUGCCUUUCCAGGAAGACUUACCAGAAUCAAAAUGGUCAUUAAUUUGCGGAAAUAAUAUUAGAGCUUCAAAUUCUAUUCAUCACGGUUUAACUUUUGUUUUGCGUUGUCACAAUGAUGACAGUUUUGAUAGAGGAGUACAAUUAUUAUGUUCAGUUUCUGCCCUUCCUUUUGUUAAUUUAACUGAACAAUCAUCUCCUUUAAAUUCUUUCCGUUUAAAAAUUGUUACAGGAAAUCCAUCAGCUGUUGAAUUGGGGGUUUAA